CUUGGUGCGGCAUUAUCACGUACGCUGUAACGCCUGGUAUAAAUCGAUCGAACUUUACCGCACAGCAUCUUCAGUGCACCACGCCCACCACCUCAUAAGCUCUGCAGCAUGCCUCAGAGUCCUGAACUGGCAGCCCCUCCGCCAAUGUCAACAGCGAUGGACUCUCGGGUACCAUCACCCACAGAGCUCGAGCACGCCCUGAGGCGAGUGCGCUCCGAGAACGACCUGCCCGAGGAUGUCGGCCUGACGGACAUCCCGCGGCGGUCCCACCAGAGGCAGUCGAUGCGUACGCACCGUCCGCAUCUCUCAGAAGGUCACAUUACGUCGCGCCUAGCGCUGCAGGAAGCAGAACGCGGAAGUACGUCGGGCGAGGCACAAACACCGCACGACCACAUGCCGCGGCGGCCGACGCCCGUGCGGCUGCGCGACAAUGCACCAAGGAGUCAGCAGGAUAUGCUAGAGAUUUUACAGGGCUUCGAGAACCUGCCUGAGGAUUUCCAGGCCGAACUCGAACGCGCGAGGGUGCAGGCAAGACAGCGGGAACGCCGCGUGCCGCCGGGUAUACGCGGAAAAAUACUGCUGUUCCUCGGCCAUGUGGGCCCCGACGCGGAGGUUAGGAGCAAGCUGGUAUCGUUUGUUUGGAGUCUGUCGUUCGGGCUAGCUCAAUUUGUUGUCAUUGUGGCCCUGCUCGCAUACUCUAGCAAGCAUAAGAGUCCAACAAAACCUAGCGAAACCGAAUGGCAUGCGUGCGAACGUCCGCUGGGUGCAUGGAAUGCAGUUUGGAUAGUCCGUAACUUCCUUGGAUGCACACACUCGUAUUGGACUUGGCGUGUCGAGUUGAAGCGAUGUCUGCAGGCGCGAAGUAGGAACUCAGAUAGCAAUGCAGAAAAUGGCCGCCCGGCUCGGUCGGGGCGGCCGUCAGAUUCCAACCGAAAUUCGCAAAGAGAUCGUACAAGCACUGGAAGCACUCGCUUGAAUGAUUCCGUUAGUAACAAUGACGAGCAGCGACAUCAGGUCCCCAUUCUUCUCUCACGACUUGGAAAUGUCACCGAUAUGCUUGGCAUCGUAUGGUUCCUUACGGCACAUAUUCUCGUCUACACGUCUAUCAAGACGUGCCGCUUUUCAGCGCCCCAUUUGUGGUGGCUAAGUUUCAGUAUUCUCUGUAUCCUCUACUUCAUGAUCCUCGAGGUAUUCCUGGUCGGGCUGAUCGUGUUCAUCUUCUGGCCGGUAGCAUAUCUGACAUGGAACAUCUUCCUCCUCUGCAUUGGCCGACAUCCUGUACAGCGAACGCCUGUCAGGCACGAGAUUGGCAAGCUACCAAAGUCUACCGUCGAUCAGAUUCCGCUGGUCCUCUACAUCCCGCCCCCUCACGAAGAGGCCCAGGGAAAAGAAAAGGACACUACGACACCAUCGAUCCCAUACACUUAUCCCCCAACUACUAAACCUCCUCUACAGAAGAAACGCCGUUUCGCCUUCCUCAGGCGGUCGAGGAAAUCAAAGAAGAGUGAAAAAGAGGGCAAGUCUCCAGAUCUCAGCAAAGACGACAAGGAGGGCGAACGCACCUGGGAAGAUAAUUGGGUGUCAGGGGAUUAUCCAUUCGUCCGCCUAGAAGGAAAUCGCGCCGCAUGUGCGAUUUGCCUCAUGGACUUCGAGGAGCCUCAGAGAGCGGGCGGCGCCGCCAAGGCCGAACCGGGAGCUGCUGACGCAGGCGGAGAUGCUUCGAUGGUGCAGGUGGAUGAGGUGACCCGUGACGACGCAAAACGCUUGAAACUUGAGGAUGCCGGCGAGGGGCCACAACCGCUGAGGUUGCUGGGCUGUGGGCAUGUCUUCCACAAAACGUGCGUCGACCCGUGGCUCAUCGAUGUGUCUGGACGGUGUCCAGUCUGUCAACGGCCGGUUGAGAUAGCGAAAGAAGGAAAGGGUUCUGGCUGAUCCUCUUAUGUGUAUGUUGAAGGUACGGAUAGCUCUGAUUCAUGACGCGUACUAUCUUGUUCUUUUCACCUUUACGUCUUGUAUCUCUGUAAAUUCUACUAUGAAUCAAUUCACAAC
Molecule: messenger RNA, 2049 nt
Organism: Phanerochaete carnosa HHB-10118-sp
Lineage: Eukaryota; Fungi; Basidiomycota; Agaricomycetes; Polyporales; Phanerochaetaceae
Exons: 6
Coding region: 109-1932 (607 amino acids)
Source: RefSeq, a predicted model, not a curated record